CGUCUAUUCUCAGGUCGCCGAAGAGUGAAACAAACAUGGCGACAGAAUGGAGCGGGCAGCAGGGAUAUGUUCUAACUUUAAUAGUUUUUCUGUGGGGCGCCGUCGGAGGACGGACCGAGACAGCUACAUCAGGUGUCAGCAACAGUGGAAGCCAAGUGCUUGGUAUGCGGCUAGAGAGAAGCGACAAACCCGCCUCGACAACCGAUGACGGUGUCAUACAGGUAACUGAGGAGAGCACCAUUCUACUCCGGUUUUACGGGGUGCAGCUCCACUCAGGUACUUGGACGCAGAUCCGCUUUACGGAACGAGGUGAUGGCGAGGACGAGGAUAGCGUUGAUGACAAUAUUGACACACCUAACAGGACUUGUGUAGAUUUUACCAAAGACUUCAGUAUCGGGACUUACAUGAACGUCAGUAGCAGAGGAACGACCGGUGUUCUUAGCAUAAACAUUAAGCCGCUUCGGAAGAGCGAACCGCAAAAGGAAUAUGGGUUGUGCGUCAGGAGUGCCAACGGCGGCAGGUGGGCACUUCUUGGAGAGAACGAUGGUAAACUCUUGGUGGUCGAGGAAAAGAAAUCCCUUCUCCCCUUGUGGCUGCAGGUCAUCGUUAUCUGCUGCUUGUUGGUGCUCUCCGGUAUGUUCAGCGGGCUGAACCUAGGGCUGAUGGCUUUGGAUCCUAUGGAACUCCGCAUCGUCCAGAGCUGUGGCACUGAGAAAGAAAAAAAAUACGCACGUAAAAUCGAGCCCAUUCGUAGCAAGGGAAACUAUCUGCUUUGCUCGCUACUUCUCGGCAACGUUCUUGUCAACACGACCCUCACUAUCCUCCUCGAUGAUCUUAUAGGCUCAGGGUUGGGGGCAGUGGUAGCUUCCACUGUUGGUAUUGUGAUAUUCGGUGAGAUCGUUCCCCAGGCCCUGUGCUCUCGCCACGGACUGGCAGUGGGGGCCAACACUAUAACGGUAACAAAAUUCUUCAUGCUCCUGACUUUCCCACUGUCUUUCCCUGUCAGUAAACUGUUGGAUGUUUUACUGGGUCAGGAGAUAGGCACUGUGUACAACAGAGAGAAGCUGGUUGAGAUGUUAAAAGUCACCGAACCAUACAACGACUUGGUGAAAGAGGAGAUGAACAUGAUUCAAGGAGCUCUCGAGCUCCGGAACAAAACUGUGGAGGACGUGAUGACACCCUUGUCCAACUGCUUCAUGAUCCAAGCAGAUGCCGUGUUGGACUUCAACACCAUGUCAGAGAUCAUGGAGAGCGGAUACACCAGAAUCCCUGUGUUUGACGAUGAGCGUUCCAACAUCGUAGACAUCCUGUAUGUGAAGGACCUGGCCUUUGUGGACCCGGAUGAUUGUUCCACCCUGAAGACCAUCACCAAGUUCUACAACCAUCCAGUGCAUUUUGUGUUUCAUGACACCAAGCUUGACGCUAUGCUGGAGGAGUUUAAGAAAGGCAAGUCUCACCUGGCCAUCGUUCAGAAGGUGAACAACGAGGGGGAGGGAGAUCCCUUCUACGAGGUGCUGGGAUUGGUCACCUUAGAAGAUGUCAUAGAGGAGAUCAUCAAAUCAGAGAUCCUGGAUGAGUCUGACCUUUACACUGACAACAGAAACCGGAAAAAAGUGGACCCCAACAAGAAUAAGCGGGACUUCUCCGCCUUUAAACAGGAGGGUGAGAGCAAGGUGAAGAUUAGCCCUCAGCUGAUGCUUGCGGCUCACCGCUUCCUGGCCACAGAGGUGUGCCUGUUUAGCCCCAUGCAGAUCUCCGAGAAGGUCCUGCUUAGGAUUCUCCGGCACCCAGACGUCAUCCAGGAGAUCAAGUUCAACGACAGCGACAAGCGCUCGCCACAACACUACGUCUACCAGAGGGGCAAACCCGUAGACUACUUUAUACUCAUCCUACAGGGACGAGUGGAGGUGGAGGCGGGCAAUGAAAAUAUGAUGUUCGAGACGGGUCCAUUCUCUUUCUAUGGAGUAAUGGCUCUUAGCACUCAGUCCCUGGCCGUCACCCCCCCUCUCUCCCCAUCAGUGGCGUCACCCCCUCCGCGACGCCUUUCUCUUAAGAGGUUUUCUCUGUUCAGUCGCUUCCCAGAGUUCCGUUCUCCGUCACAUGGGGGUGGUCUGAACCGCUCUGCAUCUCUAAGUUGCACCGAGCGCCCUCCGGAAGGCGGGUCUGUGACAGGUAGCAACACGCAGCUUCCAGGCACUCCUUUCCAGUACACUCCGGACUUCUGCGUGCGUGCUCUCACAGACCUUCAGUUCGUCAAGAUCACACGUUCUCAGUACCAGAAUGGUCUCCUGGCCUCCAGGCUGGACAGCACUCCCCAGUCUCCAGAGGGAAGCCACACACGUCUCGACACCACCGGCCCCCUGCCUCCCAUCACCCCCCCAGCCACCCGCACCCCCCUACCCCUGGCCAUCCCACCCCUAAAACGCCUCCCGUCGCUCUCUCAGCCAACGCCACCAACUGGUCGUACCCAGCUAUCCCAAACCAACGCCCCCUCCUCAGGCACGAGAUCAACCCAGUCUCUACCCCAACCAACCCCUCCUCCUUGUAACCGCACCCCCUUACCCCAAACGUCCCCCUCCUCCCUGGGCACAGGCACAGGUGCGGGCACAACUCUCCCCUGCUCUCUCCCACCUAAACCACAGCCCUCCCCACCGUUUGCUCGUCCAGAGAACGGCCCGGGAGAGACGGCCUCUCUGCUCAGCGAGCAGAAGAACUGCGUGGGAGGCACCCGCAGGCCAAGUCACCCACAUACACACAGUCACACGCACUCUCAUGCCCACUCUCACCCGCACGUGCACACGAUCAGUCAUGCACACACAGAGAGUACCAUUUGAUAGCCUCUGGGAGUUUGUUGAAAAAACUUGCGCACACGGCAGACACACUCAAACACACCCUAGUUCUCCCGUGCUUGUUGAUGCUUGUCGUUGCCCGGUGUCUCUACAACUUAACAUGAGGUAUUCUAGGGAAGGGACUUCCUGCAUUCUCCUCUCUUCGUGGUAUUUUCCCUUUCUCCUAACUUAAUAUGGCUUACUCUCUACUCAAAGGGCAAGAGAAUUAAGACAAUAAUGCUAUUUUUGACCAAAAAUUGUAUUGUUUUGAGGGAGCGAGUUUGUGAGUUGAUCAAUGCUGUAAGACUGAGAUAAUGUCUAUCAGGAAGAGUGAGGAAGGUGGUGGAGGAGGUUUGUCAUGUAUUUACACAACCACAGUCUGCAUGAUUAGAGUCUGUGAUUAUUCCCAGAAGUCCCUUGUUGUAGGCAGAUGGUGGAUGAAAAUAGCACUUUGCUAUUUAUUGUUUCGGUGCACUGUAAAACCCCACUCCAUCCUCUCACUCUUUCUCUAGUUAUAUAUCUCACAAAGACACUCACACAUCUUCAUCACCCUCACUCCUCUUGUGUAUGACCUGUGUAAAGGCAACACCCAAAAAAUUACCGGCCUGACACAAGCAAACAGUUAGUUGGAGGAUGUUUGAUUUGUGUCUUUGUGCUCAUGUUCAUUUGUUUUCCAAAGAUUGCGCAAAAAAAGAAAGAAAUAUAGAUACACACACAGUGUAUAUAUAUAUAUAUUUAUUUAUUACAGAUAUAUAGUCAACCGAGUCACAGGGGUCGUCUUCCUUCCUCAUACAAUUCAGUGCAGCACAACCUUGAAAUGUGUCAAAGUUGUAAACGGGAUAUUCCCAAUGUGGAUCAGACCAAAUUCGCCCAGGUUCGAAAAUAAUUUUCCUGACACAGGCAUUUGUGAAGUGAACACUAAAGGGCUUGCAAGUUAAAACACGUAGCUGUGUUUGUGCUGUACUUGGAGGGGCCAAGGCUCAGACUAAAGGGGAGUUGCAGUACAAAAGCAAGGGAUCAUUCCCUCACACUUCUCCCAGUCAGAGAAUAUAUUAUGACUUAUUGAAAUAGUGGAGAGCAAUAUAUUUAUUUUGCAUACAAUUAAUUUCUACCUGUUUGAGAUUUAUUUGAUGUACUGUUUUAUAUUUUCUCUUAUGUUUAUUUUUUCCUUUUAAGAUUUUUUAUUUUGGACAUUUCUUGGUUCUUGAGAACAUCAGUGUCCUGUGAUAAGCUGCAUUCUUCAGAUGACACCGACUGUACAAAGACUGACCCACUUUCACUACACAAGUACAAACACACUGUGAAGUAGAGCUCAGUAGAAUACUGUGUCCUUUUCCGCCACAUCUUUCUUUCUGACACACCAGGAGAAGUUAUUUUAUUGCUGUUACUAUUUAGUUUUACUUUGUGAGUGGCUGCGUUGGUGUGAUAUCAAUCUAGUGAUAUUAAAACUGAGUUAAGAAUUCCACAUGUGAUGUCACAUUUCUUUGGAUGUCAAAUAGCUAUUCAUCCUGACAUCGCAAGAGUAGAAUGUGUAGUUCGGUGGACAAAAAAAACAUUCCUCCUAAUUUAAUAAUGCUGUGUACUUUAAAAGGCAUUCCAACCAGGGAUACAUACUGUACAUGACUCUUCAGAUACAAUGUGAAAUAUAUUUUAUUGUGUGUGUGUGUGUAAUUAUACUGUACCCUGACACGCCAUGGAGUAGAUGUGGAGUGUCCUCCAGAAUGAGACUGACUUGAAGGAAAUGUGUGACCUGGGUUCUUUUAAUACAAGGAUACCAUGAAGUGUGAUUUAACACCAUCAAGACAACUAUGGGUUGUCACUGAAGGGGAGCUCAGACAUGGACUGCUGCUAGCAUGUUAUUUACUUAUCCCCUAUGUAUGCAAUGACUGAAGUAAUUUAAACAAUUGUGAUUAUUAUUUUAUUGUUGGUAGCAAGUGUUUUAUUGACUGAAAACAAAAACCUGUUUGUAUAAGCUACCACUGCGUUGAAAACACAAACCAGUGAGUGUGAGAUAUGCACAAAGUGCAGGUGAACAUUGAAUACUGUAUAUGAUAUUGAUUCCAAAGCAUUUCUCUUCCACAGGAAAACUGUUAUUUCUGAAUGAGAGUAUAAUCUCUAUUUUAGCACCAUAGAAUUUAGAUUUUGUAAAAACAGACGAUGUCCCUUCGUCCACAGUUUUGAGAGGUUCUGUCUGAUUUUGUGAUGUAAAUUCUAUAGUCCACACAGCCUUACACACAAAGUAAUCCUAGACCUGCCUGCUGGUUCAUAUAGGUCACAUGUAGCAAACAGUCAUAUGUUGGUUUUCGAUUUAGCCACUGGUUGGCUUUCUAUGUUUUAGACUGUGUACUGAAACAAUGUGAAAGCGUUGUUCAAACCUGAAAUGUUGUAUUUAUUGAGUGAUAUUCUAUUUAUUCUAUUAUUCUAUCAUAAUCUAGGAAGGCACCUUGACGUGUUGUCACAUGAAAUGGUCUUCCAUUUAUGAGAAACGCAUCUUUCUGUGGAAGAAUCUGUUGUUUCGAUUUCCUAAAACCUGCCUGUAUUAUGUUACUGUAAAUAUUCUGUAUAUGAAGAAUUGGGCAUUGAUGUGAUUUGUGUUAUGGAGUGAGAAAAAGGAUGGAUAUUGAUCUUAUGCGUAAUGUAGCCUUUGUUAGAAAAAACUAUCAAGAUCUUUUCUUUCAAUAGUUGUAAGACAUUGCAUAGCAAUAAAGCAUUGCUCGGAUUUGACCUC
This is a messenger RNA of Hypomesus transpacificus, 5556 nucleotides long. Its product is annotated as metal transporter CNNM4. Gene Ontology annotation, biological process: magnesium ion homeostasis; magnesium ion transport. Lineage: Eukaryota; Metazoa; Chordata; Actinopteri; Osmeriformes; Osmeridae. Gene Ontology annotation, molecular function: sodium ion transmembrane transporter activity; magnesium ion transmembrane transporter activity. The transcript is spliced from 8 exons. The coding region runs from base 36 to 2834 and encodes 932 amino acids. Gene Ontology annotation, cellular component: plasma membrane. The record is from RefSeq and is a predicted model, not a curated record.